UUUGGUGCGGCGUGUAUAGCUACAAUUUUUUUGUGAGCUAUCAUGUGGACAAGUACUAGAUAUUUUCGCUACAUCAGGUUCUUGAUGAUGACCGUUGGAAUAUGGCGGAUACAAGGCGAAGAGUUGUCAGUAAUACAUAAAUAUCUGUACCAGACUUAUUCAAUGGUAUUUCAGCUGAUUUGUUCUUCGGCUGUGGUUUCAUUAGUGGUUGAAAUCCCCACAUUGUUAGGAAAAGACACUGCUGCUGGUGGGGCUCUAUUUAAGAAAAAGAUGUUUUAUUUCGGGAAAAUGAUUUUAGUGAUGGACAAUGUGGGCAGACUGAUGAUUUAUUUUGUUAUCGUAUUUAAAAUGUCCAUGUGGCAGUCUAAGCGAAUGUUGCGCUUGCUGCACAUAGCAUUACAACAAGAUAAUGAAAUAUCCCAUAAAAGCGAUGAAAAAGUUCAGCAAAUAUACGAGUGGCACGUAAACUACGAUAACAAGGUUAUAUCCGCUAUUCUCGUUUUAGCCAUUUUGAUUGGAAUCUGUGUAGCUAUAUUGGGUGAUAUAGAAUGCUAUAAGUUCUUUAAGAAAUCCCUACGAAAUAAUGUAACAGAAAAACCCUUGCCCCUUAAUCUGUGGUAUCCGUUCGACAGGAAUAAAUAUUACACGUGGGUGUUGAUCGAUCAAAACAUUCGGUCCACUUUUUCUUGUCUGUGCAUCGGUGUGGUUGGGGCCUCGGUGAAUUCCGUAGUAAUUUUUUUGAAGCUGCAGUUGAAGCUGCUGCAAUAUUAUUUCAGAUAUAUGGGAAAUUGUAAAGCAAGGAAUAUUCUAGAAAGGAAUAUUGCAGAAAACAAUUUGAAGUCGCUUUGCAUAAAGCACCAGCGGCUUAUUGAAUAUGUUCAAACCUUUAACAAAUGUGUGAGAAAUGUAAUAUUGUUGGAAUAUACAGUGUCGUCUCUUACAUUUGCCAUAAUUAUUCUGCAAAUCACAGCGGGGGAGCCACUGAUCUUCAACUUCACGAUGUUGACGUACACUGCAAUUCAAUUACUCACAUUUGCCUGGAAUUGUAACGAAAUUAUCGUUCAGAGUCUUCAACUUGCGAUUUCUCUUUACGAGAGCAAAUGGUAUGAGCAAAGUAAGUCAGCACAGCAAAUAAUACACAUCAUGAUGAUCAGGUGUCAGCGACCUCUUUAUUUAAGGAUAGGCUUUCUGGGUGUCAUGAAUUUGGAGGCUGGAUUAUCGAGACUUAAGCUGGGAUACACAUAUACCUCAGUCAUGAGCUAACGACAUCCAUGGAAGGUCACUACGUGCUUUACUGUAACUCUCUCGUAUUUUGCAAAUUAAAAUAAAUUUGCCCAUUUUUUUCG
Cylas formicarius (sweet potato weevil) is the source of this 1346-nucleotide messenger RNA. Its product is annotated as odorant receptor 30a-like. The record is from RefSeq and is a predicted model, not a curated record. Bases 43 to 1263 code for a protein of 406 amino acids. Gene Ontology annotation, molecular function: odorant binding; olfactory receptor activity. The transcript has 6 exons. Gene Ontology annotation, cellular component: plasma membrane. Lineage: Eukaryota; Metazoa; Arthropoda; Insecta; Coleoptera; Brentidae. Gene Ontology annotation, biological process: detection of chemical stimulus involved in sensory perception of smell; sensory perception of smell.